GUAUGAAGAGUAAAAAACGAAAGUAGGAAGAAGGAAGAAGUGACUCUUGGCUACUGCUACUUGGCUGGCGUCGGACCAUAGAGCUGUCGGACGAAGUAGAUCUUUCGUUUAGACGGAGCGUUCACUGCUGGUUUAAAUUUACUUAACAACAAGUAGUAAUGGCAAAUGAUUCUUGGCUCCAAGUUUUGAAUGGGAAGUUUUCAAAACAAUGGGUUCAGUGUUUGAGACAAUUGUCAUCCUGUGGCGUUUUUCCUUUCCAGGCAGACAGAAUGCUUCGAGAUGGCUGUGGUGAGGGGGAUUCAUGGGAACAGCUUCUCAGGUCAUUUGUAGAGAAUACAGCAACAUCAGAAGCUGGUGAACUCAAAGUGGUGCCACUUUUCCUGACAUUGCCACCCCGUCUUCAAGCACGGAUCCUGUUCCUGCUGCUGAUGCACCUAGAGCGAGUGUCCUCUGCAGCACUCUCUGACUUUGUGAGAAGAGUGAAGGAACAUUGCACCAAAAGCUCAUGGACGGAAUACCUCAUGCGGCAACUUCAGGCCAAAGUUGUUGAUAAUUUGAAGUCUUGUGGGGCUGAAGGUCAAGGGGAGAACUCAGUUUCUGUUGCUUACGAAUUUUACAACCAGUCCCAGUUUACAGAUGUAUUGAAGAGACUUAAAUCGCCCUCUCAGUACUGUGCUUCAUUAACUGUGCCUGGGAAGCAGAUGGAGCCAGGUGGGAAAAGUGAGAGUCAAGGUCAAGAAUAUGAAGUGGACAGUCUCCGUCAAAACGGUUCUAAAAGCUUGACAAAUCAAGACAAGUUGGAAAACAGGAGCGCACAUCGCCUUGAAAAUGUCGUCGAUGUGAUUGUGAUAGAGGAUGAUGAAGACGGCAGCUGUGACGAUGAUCAUUUUGUGUCCAGUCAACCGUUUAAUGAAGAAAAAGCUGGUAACAAAGCGGGUCCGGCGAAAGAAAAAACCAAAAAGCGUUUGUUCUCUGAUGCGACUGGAGGAGACACGUUAUGUGAAUCAAAAAAUGCGCAGAAGAGAGUGAGGCUUGGCGGGGAUUUGGAAGAUGAAAUAACAACUGGUACCUCAUUAAGUGUAGAUGGCACUGAAACGACAAAAGCCCUUUCGUCAGUGGAAGAUAACAACGGCGAUGAAAAAAAUUCAGAGAAAGAGAAAGAGACUGUCAGUGAAGAAACACCUUGUGAUGAUGGAGACUACAUCUUAUCAGAUGCCAGCAAGAAUUUCCUUGAGCCAUUUCGAGAUGCUCUCUCGUCAAAAGAUGUUCAAGACACAGCCGUGCUUUCCGAUGUUUGGACGCAUUUGCAGAGUUUGACCUCAGUCCAGGUGCGGGCUGCGUGUGAUUUUCUGGGCCUGAAAGACUUGAAUGAGGAGACUGUUGUAACUCUGUGUGAUAACAUACCGUGGACGAGUCUGGGAUAUGACACCUUACUGAAUCUCCUAGAAGGUUUUCUUAUACACAAGGUGAGGCAUCUUUCCUCCCAGCCCUCCCACGCCCUCGUUGAUGUUGCAAAGUCAAUAGCAAAAUAUCAUCCCAAAGUUCUGCUUGAAGUACUCACUGAUGUCAUUUGUGAAGCGAAUUCAGGUCUCCCUCAGUGCCAGCUGUUGAUCUCCCUGUGCCAACAUUGCUUGACCUCUGACCUGGCUGGAUUUCUUCUCAGACAAGUGUCGUCUAAAGACGUGAAAGUGACGGAGAAUGUUGUGAGUGUGCUGCAAGCCGUGGUGGAUCAGAGACCAGAGCUUAUGCCCGACACUUUGCAGAACAUUCUUGACCUUCUCAGAGAGUCUGGUGCAGAGUGCGCCACAAAUCAAAAGUUUGGAAAGCUGCUCUUGUCCUUCACAAAUAAAUAUGGCAAAAAGCUGACGGGAGAGCAAGUGGCCAGCUUGUCUGUGGUUGUGGGAGAGAACAAGUCGAGCCUGAAGAGGGCGCUGGUAGCUGCCCUCAAACGCCUGAGCCGCUGAAUGUUUUGCCCAAUCUUACCAGGUGAAGAUUAUGGCAACAACCUCCCUUGUGCUGCAGAUCAGAAAACUGUGAGGUAGACUACCAAGACGCCCUCUGCUCCGAACUAUCAGCCCUCACAGACAAAGUGUACAGUACAGUACUCUUUCACACAGUCUGACAUGCGACAGAAUUCCAAUGUUCUUUGGUUUCAUGUCCAAUCGUUUUGGCGAGGACAUGCUUUAGACCUCAAGACCCUUUUUGUGAACCUGUGUUCCAAACACUUGGACGGGCUCUGUAGGUCUACUGAAGUCUUCAACCCCCUUGUGCUCCAAACCCCUGGCUGUGAUGUGAAGGAUUCUGCACAACGUGCUCCUCCCUAGUUUCUCUUUGUUGCACCUGAGGAAGCCUUUGAGGCGAAACGUCGAGCCAUUUUAUGAGUGAAAUCUUUAUAUAGCCACCGGCAUCUGGUGCAGUGGUUAGGUGCUUCACUGUCUGUCAGAAACAGGAGACCCAUGUUCGGUUCCCGAGUGGGGAGGAUAUUUAUCGAGCAACUCGGUGUCUCUGCUGGGAUGUUGUAUCCCUCUCAACCCGGGUCACACGAAGUCGAAAGCCUGCCUCCUAAAUGAUCAACAUUUUGCUAAAGGAGGUGUAAAAGCAUUUACUACGUUAUCAUAAAAAACAAAUGAAAUAGUCCCAGAGGCCUACAGUAGCAGAUCCUUUGUUGGCAACCACUGCCUUAAAUACAUUCUCCAAUUAACAGCAAAGCACAAAUGGUCGCGUUUAAGCACAAGGGGGCUAUUCCGAAAAAUGCUGUUUAAAAAAAAAUCGAAGGUAAAGUGUUUACCCCUUGUUCAGUUUCUUUAAAAGACAAGGAGAGUUUUCUCUAUAACCAAACAAAUAUAUACACACCAAUUAAACCAAACUUCUCCAAAAGGUAGGGCAAUGCCCACUUUUGGUGUAGGUCACGAUUUCUGGAAACCCUCGAAAUCUCGGUUAGCCCUCUUGUCCUUAAAAGCGACCAAAUAGGCUACAUGAAUGAAACUGUAUGCACUGUUUUCACCAAAUACAUUCUCCAGAUUACAGAAUUUACAGCACAGCUAACUCUAACACCUAACCAGCACUUAGUAGACACAGCUUUAGGACAAUUAUGAGAGAGGUUCAGUGCACUGAAACAAUUGACCAUGCCAUCUCUCACACAAACAUUGUCAACCCAUCAGAACACUCUUGCAUUAGCACUGACAUUAUUUCAUAUCUUGAACCGUUUGGAAAGUUGCUUGCAUUUCCACACACAUUGACGCCUAAAAUUCACAUGCUGGAGCGCCAUUGCCUGCCAUUCGUUAAAAUUAAAACCUGAGGCUUUGGCCUUAGCAUGCUUGGUGAGCAAGGUGGUGAGAUGUUUCAUGCCACCAUAGCUAAAGUCGAAAGAAAAGCAGUUGUAUGAGAAACCGACUAAAGUAACUGAAGGCUGUGAUGGAAACACACUGAAUACAGGCGUUAAUCAACACCAGCAACAGGACUUAUUGGUGCAAACUCAAAAUUAAAAUGUAAGUGUGUGAGAAGUUCAGAGUGUAGUAAGCUGACAAUGAAGAUUGUGAAAAUCUGUCGGCGUGUUUAUUAUUUUUUUAUUGAAAAAAACGUUAAUACAUGUAUUGUGUUUGUGCCAAAUAAAUGAUGGAAACCACAAUUGAAUUAUGCUAUCUUUUUUUUAUUUCUCCGCAAUAAAAAACAUCCUGUCGUAAAAUA
This is a messenger RNA of Aplysia californica (California sea hare), 3687 nucleotides long. RefSeq lists its product as uncharacterized. NCBI's taxonomy places the organism in Eukaryota, Metazoa, Mollusca, Gastropoda, Aplysiida, Aplysiidae. The transcript has 12 exons. Gene Ontology annotation, cellular component: Fanconi anaemia nuclear complex. Bases 159 to 1964 code for a protein of 601 amino acids. The record is from RefSeq and is a predicted model, not a curated record. Gene Ontology annotation, biological process: interstrand cross-link repair.